Molecule: messenger RNA, 1548 nt
Organism: Orycteropus afer afer
Lineage: Eukaryota; Metazoa; Chordata; Mammalia; Tubulidentata; Orycteropodidae
Source: RefSeq, a predicted model, not a curated record
AUGGGCUGCCUGGCCAGGCAGAGGAGUCUAGAGGACGAGGAGGAGCAGCAGCGGGAGCGCCGGCGGCGGCAUCGCAACCUGAGCUCCACUACCGACGAUGAUGCUCCCAAAUUCACCCAGAACGGAAACCAGCUGCCUGCAGAGAGACUGCCCAGUGUGGAGGAAGCAGAGGCCCCAGAACCAUCCUCCCAAGCCUCCAAAGAUGAGGAUGAGGACUUCCAGGCCAUUCUCAGGACACGGCACGAGCGGCGGCAGAGGCGGCAGGUGUUGGAGGCUACACAGUUUCCCAUCCAGGACAGGCCGAAGGCAGAGGAGGGCAGAGACAGCUCGGGUCCUGGGUGGUCAGAGCAGCAAUCUCCAGUGCCCCAGAAGGAUUUGGAUGCUCCGCCUCGCCGAAGAUUGAGCCAGGAGCAGCGGGGCCCCUGGGCCAGGGAGGAGGAGAGCUCGGUGGGCAGAGAGCCAGGAGAAGGGAAGAAGGGGGUCCCAGAGAAGGCCUUGGCUCCAGAGAAGACCCCAGUUUCAGAGAAAACCUCUGUUACAGAGAAGAUGUUCACAUUUGAGAAGAGGUCAGUCUCAGAGAAAACCUCCACCUCAGAGAAGGCACCCACCCCUGAGAAAAUAGCAGUGUCAGGAAAGGCAACAGGAUCAGAGAAAAGAUCCAUCUCAGAGAAGAGACUGCUUCCAGAAAGAACAAGUGUCUCAGAGAAGACACCCACUCCUGAGAAAUCAUCAGGCUCAGAAAGGAGACUGGUGUCUGAGAAAGCUUCCAUCUUUGAGAAGUCGCUGGUCUCAGAGAAGACCCCAGCCACAGAGACAAAGCUGACCCUUAAGAGGGCAGUAGUGUCUGAGCAGCCCCAGGCCGGGGGGCAGCUGUCUUCUGACGUGGCCCAGCCUGCCACCAUGGAGCAGAGAAGAAGGACACUCUCUGAAAAGAGCCCCCCUCCCUCUGCAGAGCCAACAGAGCAGAGGGAGUCAGACUCUGUAACUGUGGCUUCCCGCCUCCCGUCCUUCACACUCCAGGUGAAAAUCCCUAGCAAAGAGGAAGAAGCAGACACAACCUCAUCCACCCAGAUCACCUACAGCAGCUCCCUCAAACGCUCCAGCCCCAGGACCAUCUCCUUUCGGAUGAGCCCCAGGAAGGACAACUCGGAAGCAACUUUAACCCGCAGUGCCAGCGUGAGGCUUCCCGCUAGCACAGUCAAGUUAGGAGAGAAGCUGGAGAGAUACCACACGGCAAUACAGAGAUCAGAAUCAGUCAAGUCUCCAGGCUCCUCCCGCACAGAGUUCUUUGUGGCUCCUGUGGGUGUAGCCAGCAAGCGCCACCUCUUUGAGAAGGGGCUGGCCAGCCAGAGUCUAGGAGAACCAGCUCCCAGCCGGAAGGAGAACUUAAGGCUUUCAGGGGUUGUGACAUCAAGGCUCAACCUGUGGAUCAGCAGGACCCAGGAGUCUGGAGAGCAGGACUCCCAGGAGAUGCAGAAAGAGUCAGCAGCCACCAAGAGGACCCAGUGGGGAAAGAAAUCAGAUACCUCCCUGGAGGCUGAGGUAUGA